Messenger RNA from Onychostoma macrolepis, 3399 nucleotides. It is a transcript of the gene tbc1d23, whose product is annotated as TBC1 domain family, member 23. Gene Ontology annotation, biological process: embryonic brain development; retrograde transport, endosome to Golgi. The record is from RefSeq and is a predicted model, not a curated record. The transcript is spliced from 19 exons. Gene Ontology annotation, cellular component: trans-Golgi network. Bases 109 to 2190 code for a protein of 693 amino acids. Lineage: Eukaryota; Metazoa; Chordata; Actinopteri; Cypriniformes; Cyprinidae.
UUCUACGUCGCGUCUAGACUUGCGCUAAGCGCGUGCGUGUGGUCGUAGCGACAAGACGCUGCUAUUAGGUAUUUACGACACAGUUUGACGUGGACCGUCACCACAGCAAUGGCGGAUGCUGUAGGGGAAGUGCUUGAAGGCAGCUGGACUCAUGAUCUGGCUGACGCACUUGACUCAGCAGAAUGUGAUCUGGACACUAACCAGGAUGGUGUUAUCCAGGUCCGAAACCUACCCCCACAACAGCGGGCCAAGUUAUGGAUGAUUGCUUUGAACGUGUCUGGUAAAGGAGAUAGUCUUUCCUCAUGGGAUGGGGCUUUGGACCUACCAGAACAGACGCUCAUUCACAGCCGCAGUCAGCAGAUCAUUGAUGAGCUAGGGUUACCAGCGGAGGAAGGGCGGGACCUGGUAUCAGAUGUGGAGUCAGUGAUCACCUUUUACUGCAAGUCCAGAAAUGUUACCUUUACUCCAGAUCUUAGUUGGCCACACAUCCUCAAACCACUCCUGGGAUUACAGCUGUCCCGCAAAGACCUCUACAACUGCUUCUACGCCGUCAUGAAUAAAUACAUCCCACGAGACUGCGUUGCGAAGGGAAGACCAUUUCACCUCUUCAGACUUCUCCUGCAGUACCAUGAGCCUGAAUUCUGCUCAUUCCUGGACACAAAAAAGAUCACUCCUGAUUCCUACGCCAUCAACUGGCUAGGCAGUCUCUUUUCUAGCAGCUGUCUUCCUGAUGUGUCACAGGCCUUAUGGGAUGUUUAUCUCCAACAGGCUGACCCUUUUCUCAUCUUCUUCCUCAUGCUCAUCAUCCUUGUCAAUGCUAAAGAUGGCAUCCAUGAAGGAGAAAGCAAAGAGGAAAUUAUCAGUAAGCUGAAGCGUUCACCAGAAUUCCUAGAUGUAGAGGAUCUUGAAGACUUGUUUUCUUUAGCACAGUAUUACAACAGCAAGACGCCUCUAUCUCUUAGAAAGGAGAACCAUAAUCUGUUUGGCAGCAGUCUGGUGGCUCUGAAGGAAGAAGACAUGGACCUGAGUCAGGCUCUCUGUUUGCCUGUAUCAGUCCCUGAGAUCCUGCAAGCAAACCAGCUACAACCUGAGGGCGUGAGGUUUUUUGUAGUUGACUGCCGUCCUGCUGAGCAAUACAAUGCUGGUCACCUCUCCACUGCCUUUCACCUGGACUCUGACCUGAUGCUUCAUAAUCCAUCUGAGUUUGCCCUGUCAGUGAAGUCUCUUCUGGAGGCACAGAAGCAGUCUCUGGAAUCAGGCUCUGUGGCAAGCGGAGAGCAUCUGUGCUUCAUGGGCAGUGGACGUGAAGAAGAGGACAUGUACAUGAACAUGGUGCUUGCCCACUUUCUACAGAAAAAUAAAGAGUUUGUGAGCAUAGCAAAAGGCGGUUUUAUGGCAUUGCAGCAGCACCUGGCAGAUAUUAAUGUUGAAGGGCCGGAUAAUGUUUAUGUUCACUGGAUUGUGAGCACCUCAGGAUCCCACAGCAGCCUCAGCUCAGCUGACGGGGAACUGAACAGCACAGAUGGGAAAGGAGUUAAAUCGCUUGUCAACAAAAUGACCUUUGCACUCAAGUCAAAGUCAGUUAAUGUAAAAGAGAAGGUGAUCAGCUUCAUUGAAAACACUUCCACACCGGUGGACAGAAUGUCUUUCAAUCUACCCUGGCCAGACAAGGGAAUACUGGAUCGGCACAUAAGCAGCAGUGAUCGGGUGGGGAAGCCGUACAGGGGUGUGAAGCCUGUCUUUAGCAUUGGUGAUGAGGAAGAGUAUGAUACAGAUGAGAUUGACAGCUCAUCAAUAUCAGAUGAUGACAGGAAAGAGAUUGUCAAUAUUCAGACUUGGAUCAACAAACCAGAUGUGAAGCACCAUAUUCCAUGCAAUGAAGUUAAGGAGACCGGACACAUGUUCCCAAGCCAUCUGCUGAUCACUGCAACACACAUGUACUGUUUGAGAGAGAUCGCUGCCCGAAAAGGUUUUGCUUACAUCCAAUCCAGGCAGGCCCUAAACUCUGUGGUGAAGAUCACCUCCAAGAAGAAGCAUCCAGAACUUAUCACUUUUAAGUUUGGCAACAACAAUGCUGCAGGAGUGGAGAUAGUGGCUGUGGAAAGGUAUUUAAUUCCAAAUGCCGGUGACGCCACUAAAGUCAUCAAACAGCAGAUCAUGAAAGUUUUGGAUGCUAUGGAGAGCUCUUAAUGACAGAGACAUCAGAGAUGCUGCGCUCUGGUCAUCCAGGAGACAACCACAGCUCCAACCAAAACCGCCGAAAGGGGAAGGAGGGAGUAGAGCAUUCCCACAGUUUUUUGUCAUCACCCCCCCACCUCCUCUCUGGGCAACAGUGACGUGGAGUUCUGUCAUGACUCUUUGGGCACGUUGCCAUCAUGAUUGACAGGAGUUCUAAAACUUUGGGCUUGGAGAUGUCAAUAUGAGAAAUGGUUAUUUUGUUCAUUUUGCUUUGUGAUUAUGAUUUCUGUUUUGAGAAACUGACCUAAUUAAGCAAGUUAGAUUUAUUAUCUCUCCUUUAUCUGUCUCGAGCCUUAAUGAGCUAUAGGUUUUUAUAUGAGUCUCAAACAGCUCCUCUGGAUGAGAAUACGGUUUUGGAAACUCAAUCAAGGAACUUCAUUGCUCUUUAUCUGCUUCAGUGUUUGAAGUCACUAAUUCUUUAGCUAUUUGAAGAUGUAAACAUCAUAUAUUGCUGCAUACUUAUGUAACUGAGAAGAGUUUGAUGUAUUUAUCAGAGCAGUGUUUUUACAGCAAACCGAUUCACCAGGAGCCUCAUCACAGACACUGAGGUGAAUAAAUAUACUUCAUUUUCAUAUUUGGAAAGUACGCUACCCUACAGGAUGCUGCUUGCACAAGUGGUUACACAUGAAUACUUCCAUACAACUCUGCUGCUUUCUGUGCUGAUUGACUAAAUCUCCCUGAAAUUAUUAGAACCUUUUGUCAGUUUCUGGUUCCAUAAAAAUUUGUGAUCGCAGCUUUCAAGAAUAAAGGGAACUGGUUUGUGAGGCAGUUCUCUAAGCAAUUUAAGUAAUACAACUAUUGUGUAUUAAUUCUGAAGCACUAAAGAAAAAAUGGCUUGUGAAGCCAGUAGCCAUCAAAACUAUAUGUAUACACAAGUCAAGUGAGUGUAAGGAAAACCAAAGGUAACGUUAAGAUUAAGGGAGGGUGAUAAGUAACGGUUUUGAAACUAGGCAUGUCAGUUUGUCUCACUAUGCAAGUUAAAAAAAAUUAAAUUUGAAAGUCUUAAAUGAGAAUAAGAUUUCCUUAUGUCCCCAACAUGAAAGUGUUAUGUCAGAGGAUCGUGCUCCCAAUGCUCUUGCAAACUUUUUAACCUUUGUUUAUUGUCUGUUAAACCACAGAAUUCUAUUCAUAUCUCAUUUAAAUAAAUCAAAAUAAGGUCCA